AUGUACAUGGUACGGCCGUCGUUCAACAGCACCGGAUCAAAGCACGUCGAAGUCUUACACGUUGAUUCGCUCGUCCGAGCCGCCCAUCUCCUCCCCUUCUUCGGAGAGCAACUCGUACCUAAGGAGAUGACUUGCCAUCAGUCUCUAGAUUCAUUUGAGCUUUUCUACGUUAACCGAUAUGCCGACCACCAUGCAUUCGAAAUUGCCUAG
Messenger RNA from Coniophora puteana RWD-64-598 SS2, 210 nucleotides. RefSeq lists its product as uncharacterized. The transcript has a single exon. Bases 1 to 210 code for a protein of 69 amino acids. Lineage: Eukaryota; Fungi; Basidiomycota; Agaricomycetes; Boletales; Coniophoraceae. The record is from RefSeq and is a predicted model, not a curated record.